GUGAAAACACUAGAAGGUUGCCAAGAGCACAGGAAGUUGCAAGAGGGGGCAGUCAUUUUUGGCGUUGGCGUAUAAUGUUAACAGAAUAGGAAAGGGGUUAGUCAUCAUCAUCACAAAAUAUCAGAUCUGAAACACAGACAUCCAAGAUUAUGGUACUCCAUUCAUUCGUCAGCGCGGAUGCUCUAAAGAAAACCCUGUAUAUUCCACCCAUCUGCUCCUUUUCAUCGUCUACCCCCUUGGCCUGUUGCCUCUAUUUUUUUCAGUUUCAGUUUCAGUGACCGCAAGGGUAUUUUUAUAGAAGCACUCCCGUUUCGCGUCACAUCCACUACCGGAAAUCAGCUCCUUCACCACUUUAGUGCCGUCGGAUAGGCCUAUACAAAUAAGAAUUCUGAACAUGGCAUCUGAAACGCCAACAUAUUAUGGUCUGAAAGGUAACAACACCACUCUCCAUAACGUCACAGAAUCGGAGAAAAUAACGUACUUAGCCGAACUUCAGGCGCAGACGACACGAAUCAUGCUUCCCGCCAUCGUGCUGCUCAUCCUCUUCGCUGUCGUGGGUUUGUUCGGGAACACUCUAGUCCUGAUUGCCUACUCCCAGAAGCUCCGUAAAACGGCAACCCAGAUAUUCAUCAUGGCGAUCGCCAGCUUUGAUCUCGUUACCAACGUGUUGGUUAUUCCAGCUGAGGUCUACGACAUGUUCCACAUCUGGGACUUCGACAACCCCCACAUGUGCCGUGCGCGCUAUUUCGUCACCUCGGUCACCACUGUGUCGUCUGCCGCUCUUCUCCUCGCUCUCUCCAUCGUCAGGUACCGAAAAGUAUGCAGACCGUUCGGCAAGCAAGUGAGUGUGAAGCAAGCUAAGGUUCAGUGUCUCUUCCUCGCCAUAGUAUCGCUAAUCGUCUGCAUCCCAUUUCCCCUCCUCUACGGUACUGAGACAAAGAAGACCCCUCGACCGGACAUUGUCGGCUACGAGUGCUCCAUAGACGACAGUGUCAAAAACACAAUCUGGCCUACGGUCAAUUCCAGUAUGUUACUAAUCGUUUUCCUAUCCCUCUGCAUCCCUCUAGUCGUUAUGUACGUUCUGAUCGGGGCCCAAGCUUGGCGCCACAGCAAAAAAUAUGGGCUUUCCACAGUUUCAACUAACGCCCACUUAAACGUCACUUCCGGGGGGAAUUUCCACUCAAGUACUUCCACUCAAAGUAUGACGUUUGCCAAACACAGCUCAUCAUGUGGGACUGGUACUUCUGAAAAACGAUUUGCUCAAAUGUGUGAACUAAAAAAUGGUGGUGGCGAUUAUGUAAGUGAAGGGGGUAAUGAAUCUCCAAAUACAAGCAGAGAGGACGGUGCUGUAAGUAGCACGGGCAGAGUAACGUCAAGAACAACGGAAAGAGGAAUGAUUUUCUCAAAUGAUAACGACGGAUCAGGUAAAACUGGUGACAUGAAACUUCAUAAUGCAGCAGGGAACGUGAGUGUCCAUGAAGCUGCUGAUUCGAAUGCCAAGCAGCAGAACAAAACGAGCCAAGUCUCAGCGCCGUUCAUUAAAAAGAUUUCUUUUAAUCAGACGUCCUCACAAGAAAACUACAAUAAUGCCCACCAUCCAACAGGGACAGAGCAAGGUAACGAACAAAACACUGCCGUUGAGGAUGAAACUGUAGAUGAAACAAGCAAAGGACAGAAGAACAGAAAGAACAAUCCGACUGAUAAAAUGUAUGUCACAAAGUCUAAGAAGAUCAGACCAGGAAUCAUCAAAGUGCGGUCUUCUGUGGGCCGAAAGAAAUCGCCAGCAUCGACUCUGGGUCAGCCCGCCGAAAGACGAGGCAUGGGCAGGACGACAACUAUGCUUUUCGCCGCUAGCGCGGUCUACAUUCUUGGCUUUCUUCCGCAUCUCAUGGUUAUGUUAUUUCGGUUUGCCUCCCCGAAAAAGUUUGCAGCGAUGGACACCGUUGAUCAGACUUUCUAUAACCUAUUUAUAAGGUUUUUCUUUCUAAACAGUGCAGCCAAUCCGGUCAUCUACUGUAUGUGUGACAUCAACUUCCGACUUCAUUUUCUGAAAGUUUUCAAUCCAAAAAGAAAGUUAAAGUACAGCAGUGACAGCUAAAACGAAACACAGUUUUUACUACGUUCCUCUAUAUCUCUGGCUACAUGUUAAAAUGACAAUACUUAUAUCGUGACCUGUUUGGUUCCUUUAGGCAAAGAGUCAAGAGAAGGACUUUGACACGAAAAACGGUCAUGUACUGCAGGGGAAAAUCCAGACAGACAGAAAUGUCCAAAAUUAGGAAAUAUGCAGGCCUCGGCGAUCGCUACCACUUCGGUCCCAGUAGCCGUCGAAACAUCCGGCGUUCUCAACCCCCUGACGACCCAGUUUUUCCAGAAAGUUGGUCGUCGAUUAGCAAACUUCACAGGUGACCCACGGGAAACGAGGUGGUUGUACGAGAGAAUCUCUCUGGCGAUGGAUAGAGGCAACGCCUUCUCAAUGUUGGCAGCCCCGCUGACGCACGAGUGAUGGAUCACAGCUCCCGAUAGAGAUGGAUAGACAGAUGGAUAGAUGGAUGGACGGAUAGAUAGAUAGAUAGACAGAUAGACAAAUAGAUACUAGAUAGCUAGGCAGACUUUGUCCAAAUAAACAAGACACACAGCGAGAGAGCUUGUGAGAGAGAGAGAGAGAGAGAGAGAGAGAGAGAGAGAG
Messenger RNA from Aplysia californica (California sea hare), 2686 nucleotides. RefSeq names its product muscarinic acetylcholine receptor M3. Gene Ontology annotation, cellular component: membrane. NCBI's taxonomy places the organism in Eukaryota, Metazoa, Mollusca, Gastropoda, Aplysiida, Aplysiidae. The transcript has 4 exons. Gene Ontology annotation, molecular function: neuropeptide receptor activity. The coding region runs from base 395 to 2098 and encodes 567 amino acids. Gene Ontology annotation, biological process: neuropeptide signaling pathway. The record is from RefSeq and is a predicted model, not a curated record.